GAGAGCAGGGAGCGUCUGGAGAGCCUGGUCAGGCGGCUCCGUCUCUGAUGAAGGAUCCGCUCGCUCGGUGUGCGCGCUAUUAAAGCUGGACACACACACACACACAUACACACACACACACACACACACACAGGAUAAGGUUGUGUUUUUGGGAUAACGCGGCUCCCCCUCCCUGUGGAUUCUGGCUGACUGUCCUCUCUUCCCCUCUGUGGAUUUUACAGCUCCGGCUCCUUCUGAAUGAAGCGUCUUUAUUCCGGGAUGUGCGCCGCGCCGAGCCGCUCUCUGCACGGGUGACUCCUCGUCCUCCACUCGCAAAGCUGCGCGUUCUACUAAAUGAAACUGCGCUCAUCCCGCUGGCGCCCUGCAGCUUCUUAUGCCGUCGCCUGUAAUUUAAUUUCGUCCGACAAUGCUGCAGUUCUCUUAACUGCAUUUUUCCAAUUUACGCCGACAAAGCGUGGGCGUUAAUUAUCUCUUAAAAAAAAAAAAAAAGAAAGAAAAAAAGAAAGAAAGAAAAGAAAACCAAAAACAGGAAAGUUGGGUGCGUAAAGUUUUGGAGACGGUAGAUAUGGCGAUGGUGGCGUGGAGGAACACCGAGGAGGAUGUCGGGGGCACCCAGGGGACCCUGUCCUCCCCGGUGUCCCAGGUCGGAGCUCUGGCUCUGCCCGGGGAGCUGACGGGACACCUGAACCCGGCUCCCUCUCUGGAAAUACCCCCAGCGGCAGCGACAGCGCCCCAGGGCGCACCGCCGGCACCCAACCCAUCGAACAACGGCACCAACAGCACCAACACGUCCUCCUCGUCCUCUUCCUCUUCCUCCAUGGACAAGCAGCAGAGCCAGCAGAUCGAGUGCAUCGUGUGCGGGGACAAAUCCAGCGGGAAGCACUACGGACAGUUCACAUGUGAGGGAUGUAAGAGCUUCUUCAAGCGCAGCGUCAGGCGGAACCUGACCUACAGCUGCAGGGCCAACAGGAACUGUCCCAUAGACCAACACCACCGCAACCAGUGCCAGUACUGCCGCCUCAAGAAAUGCCUCAAAGUCGGCAUGAGGAGGGAAGCCGUGCAGCGAGGCCGGGUGGUUCCGGCGCAGUCCUACCACGGCCAGUUCGCCCUGACCAACGGAGACCCUCUGCAGUGCCACUCCUACCUGUCCGGGUACAUCUCCCUCCUCCUGCGGGCCGAGCCCUACCCGACCUCCAGGUUCGGCUCGCAGUGCCUCCAGAACAACAACCUCAUGGGCAUCGAGAACAUCUGCGAGCUGGCGGCCCGGAUGCUGUUCAGCGCGGUGGAGUGGGCCCGCAACAUUCCCUUCUUCCCGGACCUGCAGGUGCCGGACCAGGUGGCCCUGCUGCGCCUCACCUGGAGCGAACUGUUCGUCCUGAACGCCGCGCAGUGCUCCAUGCCCGUCCACGUCGCCCCGCUGCUGGCCGCCGCGGGCCUCCACGCCUCGCCCAUGUCCGCCGACAGAGUGGUGGCCUUCAUGGAUCACAUCCGGGUCUUCCAGGAGCAGGUGGAGAAGCUGAAGGUCCUGCAUGUGGACUCUGCAGAGUACAGCUGCAUCAAGGCCAUCGUCCUCUUCACCUCAGAUGCGUGCGGCCUGUCGGACGCGGCCCACGUGGAGGGCCUGCAGGAGAAAUCCCAGUGCGCUCUGGAGGAGUACGUGAGGAGCCAGUACCCCAACCAGCCCACGCGCUUCGGGAAGCUGCUGCUGCGGCUGCCGUCGCUCCGCACCGUCUCCUCGUCCGUCAUCGAGCAGCUCUUCUUCGUCCGCCUGGUGGGAAAAACCCCCAUCGAGACUCUGAUCAGGGACAUGCUGCUGUCGGGCAGCAGCUUCAACUGGCCCUACAUGCCCAUCCAGUAGAGGAGGAGGGGCCACGGGCGGUGCUACGGAGGCCAGGAGGGGUCAAACGGGGCGGAGCGGCUCGUCUCGUCCUGCGGCCGCGGCUCCAAAGCAACACAGACGCGCCGUCAGGGUGAGAUGACGUCAGUCACGACCGGGCGGGAGCCGGGCGGCCCCCCCCGUUUCAACACGACUGACGCUUGUUUCCGGAAAAAAUCCCUGA
Molecule: messenger RNA, 2060 nt
Organism: Myripristis murdjan (pinecone soldierfish)
Lineage: Eukaryota; Metazoa; Chordata; Actinopteri; Holocentriformes; Holocentridae
Product: COUP transcription factor 2-like
Exons: 3
Coding region: 566-1858 (430 amino acids)
Biological process (GO): regulation of DNA-templated transcription
Molecular function (GO): zinc ion binding; DNA-binding transcription factor activity; sequence-specific DNA binding
Source: RefSeq, a predicted model, not a curated record